GCCAUAUUCUCCCCUUCUUUCUCUCCCUCUGCAAACCCUAAGUCUCCUUGUCCUCUACUCUCUCAUCUGUUUCUCUUAUCCCAAGAAAACCUGAGAAGAUAAGAUAGCUUCAAAGCUGUGGCAAUUCAAAAACUGGAAAGAUGGAAACGAAUCAGUUUGGUUCAGAUUCGCAUCUCCCACCUCGAAAGCGACUACUUGCUGGAUUCAAGAGACUUAACGGAUCUUCUUCUUCUUCUUCUUCAUCCUCAACUUCAAACUCUUCCUCCUCUGCUUCAACAGACGUCUAUACCAAACUUGACGACUUGUUAUCCUCCCGUUUCAACAAUAACCAUACUCAGUCACCGGAAGAGCUCGUGGAAGCAGCUAGAUCCGCAGCUGCUUUAGCUGUUAGAGCCGCAAAGGCGGCGAGGGGAGUAGCGAACGAGAAGGCAUUGAUUUCCGCAAAGGCGAUCGCUGCAGCCAAGAGGGCAUUGGAAUUGGUUGAUUCUUUCCCUAAAGAUUGCAAUGAGAGGUCGUCUCCUAAGAAGAGCAAGCAGAAGAAACAUGUCCCUCUUCAGCGCUUGUAUUCAAAGAGACAGUUAAGAGACGAGAAAGAGGAUUUAGCUCGCUCGAGUUUCGAGGAGAAUGGUCAGAUAAAUAAGAAGCAGAAGAUGAUUGAUGUUGCUGAGGUUGUGGAUUCAGAGAGCUCGUAUGAAGGUUUAGAAUCAAACCGGGAGGCGUUCAAACCGGAUGAAGUGGAUUCGAUACCGACACCGGGGAAGGAAGAAAGUAACUCACUGGGGAGAAGAAGAGGAAGAGUGAAGCUAAAGAAACUUCCUUUGAGCAUUUUGUAAUUCUAGGGCUCAAGACAUCGGAACCUGCGUGGAUCACACGGGUGAGGAAGGUGUGUAAAGCAGAACAGAGCAGUCCGGUCAUAAGAUGAUCUGGUCAGGAGUGCAAUUUCCAGUAGAACAUUCACAUUGUUGUUUCCUUUUUUUUUUUGGUUUUAUUUUGAAUUUAAGUUUUUUUUCUGCAAUUACAAUUACAGUGUUGUGUAGAAGAAAAUGUGAUGUUUGGAUUCGUUGAUGGUGAAGAAAUGUAAUAACGUGAUGUAGUGUUUGUUAA
Molecule: messenger RNA, 1104 nt
Organism: Eruca vesicaria subsp. sativa (arugula)
Lineage: Eukaryota; Viridiplantae; Streptophyta; Magnoliopsida; Brassicales; Brassicaceae
Source: the annotation of a GenBank genome assembly